UGUGUACAAAAAGAAGUGUUUUAUGAUUUGUCGUGGAAAACACUUUGCUGGCUAGCUGAAAGGCUAGCUGAUUGUAUUCUUCGACUGAGGAAAACGGCGAGUUUUCUUUAAAAGUAUGGAUGAUCAGACUAGGAUGCUGACGGGUCUCGCCGGACUCAGUGGACUAACACAGGCCGAUGUAGGUGACCCAGACUCGGUCAGGAAACAACAAUCCCUCGGUCAACCGCAACAAGACAUCGGGGAUAUUCUACAGCAAAUAAUGGCCAUCACCGACGAAAGCUUGGACGAGGCACAGGCCAGAAAACAUGCCCUGAACUGUCACAGAAUGAAACCAGCACUCUUCAGCGUUCUCUGUGAGAUCAAAGAGAAGACAGUGCUGAGUAUACGAGGUGUGCAGGAGGAGGACCCCCCAGAUCCACAGAUCAUGAGGUUGGACAACAUGUUGCUUGCAGAAGGUGUGUCAGGACCAGAGAAAGGUGGAGGAUCAGCUGCAGCUGCUGCAGCUGCUGCAGCAGCAGGAGGCUCACCCACCGAUAGCAGCAUUGAACACUCGGACUACAGAGCCAAGCUUACCCAGAUUCGUCAAAUAUAUCAUUCUGAGCUGGAGAAAUAUGAACAGGCCUGCAGUGAGUUCACCAACCAUGUAAUGAACCUGCUGAGGGAGCAGUCUCGCACACGGCCCAUCUCUCCCAAGGAGAUUGAGCGCAUGGUGGCCAUAAUCCACCGCAAAUUCAGCUCAAUUCAGAUGCAGCUCAAACAGAGCACCUGUGAGGCUGUCAUGAUUUUGCGUUCACGCUUCCUUGAUGCCAGACGUAAAAGACGCAACUUCAAUAAGCAAGCUACAGAAGUGCUGAACGAGUAUUUCUACUCCCACUUAUCUAACCCUUACCCUAGCGAGGAAGCAAAAGAAGAACUGGCCAAAAAAUGUGGGAUCACUGUGUCUCAGGUCUCUAAUUGGUUUGGCAACAAGAGAAUACGCUACAAGAAGAACAUUGGUAAGUUCCAGGAGGAAGCAAACCUUUACGCAGUAAAGACAGCGGUGGAUGCUGCCAAUGUGUCGGCACAGGCCAGCCAGGCUAAUUCUCCGGCAACGCCCAACUCAGGGUUACAAGGGUCAUACAGAUUUUCUCACACAGGUGACACUUACCUUGGCCUGCAUUCCCUCAACGGUGAGGGUCUGAACUUCGCCCCCUCUCUACAGCCUCAGGUGGAUACCCUGCACCGUGCUACACACCUGACGGACGGUUAUGAGGAGUUGUCGAGUAGUGGCCUCUUCAUCCCUCAUCGUCUGGAUGCUAACAGCUGGCAGGACACCACCAACCCCCCCUCAGUCACCUCCCCUCCUGGUCCUGGCAGUGUCCACUCUGACACCUCCAACUGAUUUGGUGGCUCGUUUUUUUUCACCUUUGCUUCAUUCCCACUGCGGUCUUCUCUUUUAACCAUCUUUUGUCCUUAUUUUGCAUUUCUUCCUCAUCAACAAGCCUCACAACGUUGUAAACAAAUGUCACGCGCACGUGCUGUGCUGGAACAAAGGACAGCUGUACAGUAGUUAAGAGGAUUUCUCCCUUCAGCUCUAUUCCAGCGCUCCAAUCUUCAUAAGUCACAAAGGGGAACGGAGCACACGGAUACUAAGAAAAAAUCCUUUCUGUCGAGGAGUUUUGGAAAACCACUGAUCCAGCUGUGUAGAUGAUCAUGAUGUCUGUACAUUAUGUGUAUAUGCACGUUAACUUUACACAGUACUCUCAGCUUGUUCAUGUGCCGUUGACCUCUACAUUCAACUCUUUGCUUUGGGAAACUGUGUGUAAUUGCCCGUAUCUACUGAAGCCUUGGCAUCUGACAGUCAAACUAUGGAUACGGACCACGAGGGAGCUCUGCUCACCUUGCUUGUACCAAAGUGCUGCCCCAGUGUUCCUCUGAGAUUACCCUCUGCCAGCUCAACACAAGACACAAUCGCAUCUUCGUGUCCUUAAAACUUGAUGUGUCAUCCUGUUAGGAUUUCAAAAAGAAUAACUGCGAUAUGCACAAAGGUGCAUGCAUCGAUUCACCAAACACAUAUCACAACUUUUCAGAUGUUUUCAUAUUGAGCUGACAUAAAAGGUGUGUCAAGCACAAAUGUUGGCAUCCUUGUUAUGAGCUUAUACCUUUUUUUGAACGAUACUUGGGUGGAUCACUUUCUAACCACAGCAGGACAAGUGAUAAUUGGGUUGAUGAGAAGAGGAGAAUGAAGGCAGAGAGAGAAUAUCUUUGGUUGAGUGGCUGUAACUACCAGUAAUAGCCCUUUUUGUUGCUAACCAAUAGAGGGUGUUGGUAGAUGGCUUGUAGAAUUUACUUCUUACUUUCUUGUUUACUAGUUUAUUUGAUUGUAGGCUAUUUUUUAAUGCUGUUUCACCAAGAAUGCACCAGCCACCACCAAAAAUUACUUCACUAAAGCAUCUUAAUGACAAGAAAAGGGUGAAAAGAUUGUGGGGCAUCGAUGUGUUAUUGGGACAAACGUGACAUGAAUUUAGAAAUGUGACUGUCUUCCAUGCAUGUAGGACUUCUAGGUGUGAAAUCGUUUUCAUUUAUUCUUCCGAGUUUUUAGCUUAAGUUUUCUUAACAAAAAAGGUAAAAUUAUUACAGUCAGACCAAAAAUGAUAAAAUGCAUCAUGUAUUACUAUGAUGUGUGUCUGUGUGGGCAUGUGUACAGGGUUCAAGGGAGGUCUUAUUCACACUGGCUGGUGCCCAUUUGAACUUUGUAAGCAUUAUUUAGACUUGGCGCUUCCACCAGCUAAUAGCACAUAAGAUGGGGUUCAGCUGAUUUAUUUCCCAUCUUGUAAUGUUUAAGCUCGAGAGCCCAAGGCAACACAUCACAACCUAUUGUUGUACCAAAACCAAAAAUACCAAGUUCAGAAAUGUAAUAAUGCUAUUCUGUCUCUUUAAAGUUGGCGCACAGCCAUCCUCUUACGUUUGAGGAGGGGAGGGAUUAUAUUUGUAUCUGUGUCUUUUUGUGGUGUUGUCAUGCCUCGAGUUGUUUUAUUUUAUUUGUUUAUGCUUUGUUAUGGGGCUUACCUAAGUUUCUGGGUGGAGUGAACACAUCACACCUGUAAGUUCAUUGUCAGCAUAACAGAAAUGUACUCCCCUUUUAUCUAACCUUUAAUAACCUCUGGUUAAAAAAUGGUUUUUGUUCUGUAGCCAAUAGGGCAAGGGCUGCUCUGUUACCAAAAAAGGCAGCACUGGGUGUAGUAAACGCUUGCUUGUGAGACAAACCUGCAACAUUUUGGGGAUUUUCAUCUUUUAAAAGCUAUUUUAUACAUUAAAUGUUAUUCAAAUAACAAAGCAUUUUGAUAGUAAGGUAAAGCCUUAUUAGGAUUUUGUUCAAACGUGUUACAGAACAGGACCUGAGCUUGAAAGCUAGUCACGUUAAACUUCUUUAGUUACUCGCAGCAGUUUGUACAGCUGCAUCAUGGGUAAUGUUGUCGCCACACCAAAAUCAUGCGUGCCCCUUUUUCUACCUGUUGUAAUGGAUGUCACUGUACAGUUUGUGUAAUGUUUCAGUAUUUUUUUUUUCUUUUUAUAAAAAAGUUGAGAUAUAUCUCACAAUAUUCAAUAACUCUGUAUCACCUUUGGAUAUUAUUUAGGUCUUUUGUUAUGUAACCAAGUUGCAAUGUAGGGUUAACAAACGUAACGUGGUGCUGUGGAACUAUUAUAAAUCUCUUGAUUUGACCCCCCCACCCCCACCCCUCUCAUUUAGUUUGAUUGCUCUUUCAUUUACGCUCAUUCAACAAAUAGGACACUUAAUUUCAAAACACUAAUCAUUAAAGCCAAACACCAGAUGUCAAUAUAUCCUAUUUGUGAACUUGUGCUUUUUGCAGCAGAGCUGUAACUCUUAACAUUUAAAAACUUAUUUGUAUGCUGUCAAACAUUUUGAUUUUGAGUUAUGAGUUCCACAGCACCAAAUGGCUUUAUGAACUUUUUUGAUUUCUUUGUUUUUAUUAGUAUAUUUGUAUCUCCCUUUCCCCCUGUAUUUACCCCUCUCUCUACCUCUGUCUUUCCAUUUCUCCUGUAUAUAACCCCACCGUUUUCAGACUUGUGAGUCUGUAUAAACUCCUUUUAUACCUCAACUUUAGAAUCGAUCUAGAAAGAGUAAAACAAAAACGAAGAAUAUGACAAAUUGUAGUGUUCUUAAUAGAAAAUUAAUACAAAUAAUUUAGUGUGAUUUUUUUUUUUUUUUUUCCUUCAGUAUUUCAUUUUAGGAGUGUUUCAUUUUAUAAUUUGUCACAAAUGCUCUUGUGAUAGUCAAAUGUAAUAAAA
Molecule: messenger RNA, 4290 nt
Organism: Nematolebias whitei (Rio pearlfish)
Lineage: Eukaryota; Metazoa; Chordata; Actinopteri; Cyprinodontiformes; Rivulidae
Gene: pbx4
Product: pre-B-cell leukemia transcription factor 4
Exons: 9
Coding region: 116-1381 (421 amino acids)
Biological process (GO): eye development; regulation of transcription by RNA polymerase II; embryonic organ development
Cellular component (GO): nucleus
Molecular function (GO): DNA-binding transcription factor activity, RNA polymerase II-specific; RNA polymerase II cis-regulatory region sequence-specific DNA binding
Source: RefSeq, a predicted model, not a curated record